CAUCAAUCCAUCUGGUAAAUUUAUAUGGCGGAAUAAUAUUUAGGUUCACUAUGUCACUUAUCGUGUUGCUCUUAAUAGCUGUGGUGGAAAACAGCACGUUUUGUCUUUUUAUGGUACCACAACCGUGCACAGUAGCAACAUCAUCGUUUCCCAACAGACUAUCAUAUGAAGAAAUUGUACAUAUUUCCAUUGUUUCAAAGUAUGUGGUUAUAUUGUAUUUUAGAAGCAGACGCUGGUUCAUGUACAACAGACUUCCCCAGAAUCAAAUGCUACUGCUGCAUGAAAACACAUCAAUGGCAUUUUUAACAAGAUACCAGGUUGGCGAUUGAAGAUACCCCAUAAAUAUGGGCCUCCCCGCCAUUGAGGAUCCUAGGAGAGCCUUAGCAUGGCAAAAGAGGAGCUGGUUUAAAGCUUAUCAAGUCUUGAUAUAAUCUUCAAGAACGAGGAUGCAAACGCCCCAAACCGGG
Molecule: messenger RNA, 467 nt
Organism: Zychaea mexicana
Lineage: Eukaryota; Fungi; Mucoromycota; Mucoromycetes; Mucorales; Lichtheimiaceae
Exons: 1
Coding region: 51-329 (92 amino acids)
Source: RefSeq, a predicted model, not a curated record